Messenger RNA from Schistocerca piceifrons (Central American locust), 585 nucleotides. Its product is annotated as dynein regulatory complex protein 8. Lineage: Eukaryota; Metazoa; Arthropoda; Insecta; Orthoptera; Acrididae. The coding region runs from base 1 to 486 and encodes 161 amino acids. The transcript has 5 exons. Gene Ontology annotation, molecular function: calcium ion binding. The record is from RefSeq and is a predicted model, not a curated record.
AUGUAUGCUUGGUUACUAUCUCAAAAAUCUCUAUAUCAGUCUGAUUUGGAGAAGAGAAUUAUUGAAGCUUUUGAAGUAUUUGAUCAUGCUGGGAACAAAUCAAUUGAUGUUCGUGAAGUCUGUACUAUUGUCCGUUCCUUAGGAUGUUGUCCAACUGAAGCAGAAAUACAAGAAAUUCUUGUUGCAGUUGAAGAUCAAGAAACAUCAGGAAGUGUUCAGCUUGACAAAUUUUUACCAGUAAUGAAACAGAUAAUCCAGGAAAACAGAUUGCAACCAGCUUCACCUGAAGAACUCUUAAAGGCAUUCCUGACACUGGAUCCAGAGAACAAGGGGUAUCUCACCAAAGAUUUUCUGAGUAAAGCAAUGAUGGAAGAAGGUGAACCAUUCACUCAGGAAGAAUUGGAUGAAAUGAUGGCUAUUGCUAUUGAUGGUGAAACAGGGAACAUCCCUUAUGAAUACUACAUUAAUCAGUUGAUGGUGGAGUGAACAGUAUUGUUUUGUUCAGAGAUAAUUAAAUAAGAGAAUUUAUAUCCAUUUACUACCCAACUCAUCUCUGGAACAUGGAGCAAAAAAGUAAACUUCUUU